AUGCAGACGGACAAGGACUUGGUGAACAUUGUGCAGCUGUUUGCCAAACGUCUGCGGGCAAGGAUGAUGGCAGCAAAUGGCCCUUUGACGCCAAACUCUUUGUACGAGCCCCUGUGUGAAAUGACGUGGAGGAUCACUGGGCACGUGCUCCAUGCGGUCUUGAACGUCGACGAAUCGUUGGAUGACAAUGGCCUGCCGAUGCCAAAGGAGCCGCAAGGUCAGGUCAAAAUGCUAGUGCAGACCAACAUGGAGUUGAGCCGCAAGCUGAACUUGAUGCGUCGGGAUUAUCUCCGGGAGUUGACUUCGUACAGAGACAAGCAGCGCAGCAUAAGCGACGAAGCGCAGGAGGUGCUCCAAGACCUCCAGGAGCACCCUGUGAUGUUCUUCGAGCCGUUAAAGUUUGUGCUCGAUGACGUGACAAAAGAGUUCAUUGGGCUAGUGGUGGAAGAGCGGGUCAAGCUCGACCAGAAGGGCCCGCCUGUGAAAAUUGAAAGACCAGAUGCUAGACGUGCCGACAAGAAGGUCACUCGCGAGAAGCCGGACAAGGCGCUUCAGGAAGAGCUGGUCAAGGUGCGAGGCGAUCUUCGCAAGAUCCAGGAGGACCUCCAUACCUCACAGAUUGAGUGCAAGCGCCUCGCAGCAUCAGAAAAGCUGGCUCGGGAGCAGCUGGAGAAGACGGAGGAGCUGAGGAGCAAAGCUGCGCGCCAGGGCUCCUUGGCGGAGGAGGAGAUUCGAACACUGCGCCAGGCUUUGGAAGAGAAGGAAGCGAGCCUGAAGCAGCUCGAAGAGUCGACCCAGAGCAAGGGUGCGCAGUCGGCAGUGGAGUUGAAGCAACGUGCGGCCGAGCUGACGGAGGCACAGAAGAAGGUCAACGACUUGACCGCAGACGUUGCCAGGACAAAGGAGGAAUUGGCAGCAGCAGAAUCGCGGAUCAAAGGGUUGCAGGAAAAGCUGGAAGAGGCCGAGAAAGCUGCAGCCCGGCAGAAGGACUCUGCGAAGGUGUCUGACCCGACCAUGGAUGACAACUUGCGCAAAGAGUUGGGCGAGGCGCUGCAGGCAGAGAAGAAGCUCCGGCAAGAAUACCAAGACCUGGAGAAGGCCUUGUCGGAGGAGAGGCGGAAGAAGAAGGAACUGCAAGCCGAUCUGGCGGCCAAGAAGGCCGAGGCGGAGAGCGCUGCAGCGCAGGCCCGGGAAGCUUUGCGAAAGGCCGCCAAGUGUCAGGAGGACCUCGAGCUCUCCCAGGCCAGAGCAGAGGCAGAAGCACUCGAACAGAGAACAGAAUCCAAGGCAUCUCCAUCCAAGGAAAGUCCAGAAGUGCGGACAGUGACCCGAGUCGUCACUGUCGAAAAGGAGAAGGCUGCCGCCGCGGCUCGCGCCAAAACUGGCAGCAGCGACUGGAAGGACAAGUGCAUGGUGCUGGAAGACGAGAAAGUGGACUUGGAGAACAAGAUCGCGGAGCUGAACCAACAGGUCCAAGUGCUUGCGGAAAAGCUCCAAGAGGUUGGAGGAGAGCAGGCCAUACGUGAAGUCCAAGAGAAAAUCAAGCUGAGUCCAGUGAAAAAGAAGAAGAAGAAGCAGCGGGCUUACCAGCGCCUCUGGGAGGAUGCUCAGCGACGUAUCAUCAACAUGCGCGUCCAGGCCAAAACUUUGGCUGAAGAACAAGAGAAAGAAAUCGGCCAGUGGCGAAAGACGGUUGUGGGUGAAAAAUCGAUAAAGAUUAUCGAGAACAUCAGCAAGAUGCACAAAGCUGUGAGCACAGCCCAGCGGCGCUUAACGCACGCCAUGCUGCAGUUUCAAGUGGAAAGCCUGGCGGAGGACAGCCAGGACAGCCAGGAAUUGCCCAUGGAGGACAGCCAGGAUACCCUGGACACCCAGAACAGCAGCAACGGAAGGGAAGAGCUGCACUCGGUCUGGGACGAUGACGACGACGAUGAGGAAGAGGAGGAAGAGGGGAGCGAGCUCAGCCCGCUUCCCUUACGCUUAGUGAAGAGUUCCGGGGGCACGCGCGGAGGCUCGACCUCGAGCUUCCUGAAGCGAUUUGGUUUCGAUGAUGACAAGUCCGAUUCUCCGACGUACGACUUCUUCAACGACAACUCGGUCGAAGUGGAAGCGCUGAAUGCGGAGCUUGCAAAGAAAGACCGCCAGUGCCAGCAGCUUCAAGAGGAGUUGGCCUCGCUGAAGCGCAUGCUGAACCUGGGAGAUGAUGGGCCAAAUUGGACAAACUUGGGGGGAGCCCUGGGAGAUGACACGGCAACGGCAAGCCACGAGCUGGGCAUCAUGGGCUUCAAGGCCCCUGUGCGAGGCUCGCUGGCACAUGGUUACACAGAGCGACCAGGUGAUCGUACCGGAGAGGGUUCAAGAUCCAGAUCAGGCUCCGCCAGUCCCGUGAAGAACGCGCAAGGCGAGUACAUACCCCCGCACGCAAGGCCAUUGCCGAAGGGCGAGCGCUACAACCCGACACAGGAGCAUACCUAUCUCCAGCAGCUACAGCAGAUGAGCCAGUCGAGAGAGAGCACAGCACAGAAGAGCGAGAGUGUGCGCAAGUUCAAGCGGGCUGUCGAUUUGAUCCGCAAGGCACAGCCGGAGACGCGUGCAAGCCUGCGUGGAGACGGGCCCAUUGUUGCCGCUAGCCCUGCACCGGUAAAGCUUCCGAUGGAAGCUCCAGGGUCUUCGCAGCCUUCGGCACUGGCGCGCUUCCGCCACACGGUCAAUGCUGUGCAAAAGUCAUUGAAGGAAACCGUUGCUACCAGGGAUGCUGGGCCAAAUCGUCGGACGAGUUCCAGCACGCUGGGACCAAAACUGAAGGCGUCCCGGCCGACUUGGCACAAAUCUCCCAGUGCGGAUCGGUUGAGCGAGGCCCGUUCGAGUCCCAGGCCGAGUCCGAGGCCGAGCCCAAGACCGAGCCCCAGGCCGAGCUUCCACAAAGCUGCGUCGCAGGACUCUUUGCUCCAACGCUACCACACGCCCACUCCGUCGGAGGGUCCUUCGCGCAGAGGGUCGAGCAACCUGCUUGGCGAACCCCACCUUAGCCCGAAGGGGAGCCCACGUCCAGGGGGCCCUUGGAGUGGUAGGUUGCCAGAAUCACUCUCUCAAGUUGAAGUAGCCGGCAGUGCGUUGGACAAGGCUGUUCUUUCUCGGAUGGGGUCAGGCAACACGCUAGGUGAAAAUCGUCUCAGCCCCAAGGGCAGCCCCCGUCCAGCGGGACUUUCCGGUGACAGGUCGCCAGAAUCACUCUCUCAAGUUGAAGCAGCCGGCACUGCGUUGGACACAGUUGUUCCUUCUCGGCUUGGGUCACGAAACACGUUGAGCGGAGCCCGGCCCAGCCCAAAUGCAAGCCCUGAGGGGAGCCCCGCGGGGAGUGUCGAGGGGUCCCCGAAGGGGUUUUCCAGCAGGCUGACAGACUCAUUCUCUCAACCUGAAGAGGCAGCCAGCAUGUUCAAUCAAACGGACCCCUCUCUGGAUGCACCCUGCAACGCGUCCAACGAACCACAGGCUCAGACGGCCUCUGCUGGACAGUUCGGUGAGAAGCACUUCGCAACUGCAGUUGCGGCCCCCGGAGUUGGGCACGGAGAGUCUCGUGCGACAACGGCAAGCUCGGUCGGAAUGCCGGGCGAGUCCCGGGCAACAACAGCUGGCUCCAGCAACCACCUGCACGCGUUCGGGGAUCACUUUCCUUCAAAGACCACCACCUUGCCGAACCUGACCGGCGACACGCGUGCCCCAACGGCACUAAGCACGCUGGAUGAGAGGCAGACGGGCUCCAAGGUUUCUGGUUUACCCUUGAUGCCCGGAGAGUCGCGGGCACCUUCGACCGGCUCUGGCAGCGUGAUGGUCGAUCCUCGCCUUCUGUCGAAGUGCGAAGCUCGGAGAGCAGCCCAGCGAUGCGGCAACAUCGGCCCACUCUUCGCAGUGCAUGGCUGCGUCAUGGGCAGCGGCUGCGAUGGAGAAAAGUCUGUGAGGCCCAAGCGGAGCCUCGGAUGCACGAAGUGUCGCCCUACAGACUUCGAGUUUUCCGCGCGGGGUGAGUUUCAGGUCUUCCUCCCCUCCGCCAUGGGUGAGUAUGAAUAUGAAUACGAAGAGGAAACCAUGUCGGACAGCGCCGAGAGCGACCGUGCCAAGAAGGCAGCGGACACAGAUAUGAAGUUAGCUGAUGCGAAAGAAGAAGAGGCGCCUUCAAACAAGGGUCACGCCAGGCAUGCCUUCGGUGAAGAGGCCCAGCUCCCCUUCUGGUCACGAGACCGAGAGAAGGACAAUGGCAGGUCACGAGACCGGGAGAAGGACAAUGGCAGGUCACGAGACCGGGAGAAGGACAAUGGCAGGUCAAGAGGGAAGAAGGAGAAGAUGCGGGGCAAGCUGAGUGGGGCAGAGAAAGAUGACCUCAGCCUGAGGAGCCUCUACCAAGAAGUGGGAAUAGUGAAGCUUAAGAUCGCCGAGGCCUUGAUGAUUCUCGAAAUGGGUUUCGAGGUCAAGGAGGAGCAGAUGGGUAGAAUGCUGGCGCAGUGCAUGCAGCGGCCUGGCAUGGGCUGUCCUGCUGUUGCUAGACCUACCAAGAUUCCAAACGCCGCCAUUCCAGUGGAGCACUUCCUGCGUGGUUUGGGUGUCCUCGUGCAGAGGUAUGACUACGACGACGAUGAGAAGAGGAUGGUGGGACAGGACCUCGAAGAUGCCCUUGGCGUCAUCACCGAUGACGAGGAAGACCGGCGAGGAGCCGAUCGCCGUGUGAUUCUCGUCCAGGAGUGCAAAGCCAGACCGGAGCUGAAUGGCAAAUACGAGCGGUCCUCGGAUCUGAUGGCGCAUGGUCGGCCGGUUUUCGAAAAGAAGGCAGAAGUCCGGAAUCGGAAAGGCAAAGGCAAAGGCAAAGGCAAGCACGAUGCAAACGAGAUGAAGCGGCUGCUUAUGCCUCACAUGCUGGACGAUGAUGACAUCACAAUUGAAGUCAUGGUCAUCCACUACAAGAAGGACAGGAAUGGCAUCAACACCGGUUGGUGGAUCAGCAAGAAUACUUGCACAGGUCCCGGUCUCGCAUGGAAUGGCCGAGACACCAAAGGUCCACCUACAGGCGGUUGGUUUGUCAUCCGUGAUCGCCAGAAGCUGCCAGAUCCAGUGAACAUCAUUGAUCCGAAGCAGGCGAGUGACGAGAGCUAUCUCAAGAAGCGGAAGAAUGAGGCUGUUCGAGCUUUGGAGCAGUUGGAUGGCAACAAGCUCAAGGGGCGCCUCCAAGUGAAAGACAAGAACGUCAUGGCAUCGGAGUACUUCGGCCACUUCUGUAUGCUGAUGCAUCUGGAGCACAUGGAGGAGCUGCGGCAGAUCAGGCGGCGCACUGAGACCAUGCAAGAUGCCGAGCUGCAGCGGCUGGGCUGGUGCCUGGAUGGCCUCCCUUGUAUUGGGAUCUUCGGCAGGCGUGACCCGAAGAAGACCACCAUUAUCGGCUGGGAAGAUCCUGGAAGCGAGAUGGGCACCCUUCAGCUCCCACCAAACACACAGUUUGACCGCCUGAAAUUCAAGCGGGGAGACUCCGUGAUCAUCAGUGAGUCAAGACAGCAGGUUCGAGUCAAGGGCGAGGCUUUGGAGAAGCUGGGUGAGGGCUUUAUCGCGGACAUCCAGUUGCCUCGUGGGCGCGAUGGCGAGAGCAAGAUGAUCGUCCGACUUCGCGGAUGUUGGCCCGACGAUGCGAUGUCCCGGCGUUGGCGCAUCGACAAGGGAGCCAACAGCACCCUCUACGAGCGCCAGCUGCAGGCGAUGCUGAAUCUGGUGAACAAGGACAGAUCGCGCGUGCCAGAGCUCCUGAUUUCCGCGAAGGUUGGCUUGGCCGACAGCUGGGCCAAGCAGUGGCGAAAGGGUCAGGGAGUCACAGAGGAAGACAAAGAGCUCGCGGCAAAGGCAGCUGAGCAAGCAGAGAAGGAUGUCCUCAGAGAGAAGGAGGCAGCAAAGCUCGCUCGGCUGAACCCGGGCGGAUGUGAGUCCGAGAAGCUGGACAAAGCGCUGAAGGAAGUCAAAACCUUGUCCCACCUCAACCAGUCGCAGCGGGAUGCGGUGCGCUCGGCGUUGCGAACAACCUGUACGGUCAUUCAGGGCCCGCCUGGCACAGGCAAAACCCACGUGUCCGUUCAGAUCAUGAAGAUGUGGUCCAAGACCCUGGACCUUUCGCCUUUGCUUGCGACAUCUGACAGCAAUCCAGCCGUGGACAAUAUUGCCAUCGGGCUCCGGAAGGAAGGCGUCAGAGCCGUUCGCGUGGGACGCCCGGACAAGAUCAACCGCAUUCUGGAGGAGAUCACGCUGGAGUGCCUUCUGGACAAGGAGAAAGAAGAGAUGAAAAACAGGCAGUAUGAAUCUCGCUUCAAAUCCCGAUCACGGUCCAAGACCGGAAGUCCACAGCGAAAGGCAGUCUCGAGAUCGAGGUCUAGAUCCGGUCCACGCCGCGUCAAAGGUAAAGGAAAAGGCAAGGGCAACGUCAAGAACGAUUUCGAGCUUCAAAUGCGAAUUCUGCAGGAUGCGGAUGUCAUUUGCACGACCACGAUUUCUUCCGGCGGCGACUUCUUCUCGAAGUUUGCCUUCGCCGGGGUCCUCAUCGACGAGGCGGCGCAAGCCACAGAGUUGGCUGCCAUCGUGCCACUCAUCCUGCGAGGCUCGCAGAGACUUGUCUUGGUGGGGGACCAGUGCCAGCUGCCUCCGACUGUGCAGUCCAGCGAGGCCGAAGAGAGAGGCCUUUCACUUUCGCUCUAUUCGCGCAUGGUGGACUCUGGAGGGUUGACGCCCUUCCUUCUGGACACACAGUUCCGAAGUCACCCGAUCAUCGCCGAGUUCUCCGCUCGCACUUUCUAUGCAGGGAAGCUGAGAUCCGGCAUUCGGCCCGAGGACAGGAAGCAGGUCCGUGGUCUGCCGUGGCCGAACUACCAGUCUCCCAUCGCCUUCAUCGAGUCGAACGGCGCUGAGGAGGCAGAGGGUGAGUCCAAGUUCAACCCCACCGAAGCGGAGGUGGUACAGAGACUGGUCCAGGACUGCUUCUUCCAGCGCGAGCUAGAAAUCACAGAGAUCGGCGUUGUGACUCCCUACGUCGCGCAAGUGCGGCUGCUUAAGCGGAUGUGCAAGCAGGUCAUACCCGAAGGGAUGGACCCCGAACUCUUAGAGAUUGCCUCGGUGGAUCAGUUCCAGGGUCGUGAGAAGGACUUGAUCAUCUUCUCAGCGGUCCGCUGCAACAGGAUUGGAAAUGUUGGUUUCCUUGCCGACUGGCGUCGGCUAAAUGUGAUGCUCACACGAGCACGCCGAGGAAUGGUGGUUGUGGGAAACUCACAUACGCUCAAAGCAGAUGAGCACUGGGAGAAGUGGCUCCAGUUCUAUGAGAAAGUUGCUUCAGGCAGGGCUCGGUCUCCCAGCCCGAACAAGAAGAAGCAGGAGGCACCUCCCAACGAGACGGAGGAGGAGAAAGAGGCGCGGCUCAAGAAGGAGCGCAUCGAAGCCGCACGGAAGCUGUCGAUGGCCAUCCGAUUUCCGGGUCUGGCAAUGGCGCAGCAGAAAAAGAAGGAGGAGCAGCGGUCCCGCUCGAGAUCAUGGUCUCCGGAAGGCGGUGGCCUGGUUGGUACCGCGGACACCAAGUUCAAGGCGAUGGGUGGCAGGACGAAAGCGCGCGUCAAGACGCCAUCGCCUGAUCGACCCCUGAAAGUUCAAAAGGCCAUUGGCAUCGGGCGCCGCAACAAGGGUGACGAGUUCACGAAGCCCGCGCCGAACGGAGCUGGCAAGGCCAAGGCCAAGGCCAAAGCGAAAGUGGCUAUUGCAUCGGACUCCGAAGGAUCUGCGCAUUCCUAA
Symbiodinium natans is the source of this 7803-nucleotide messenger RNA. NCBI's taxonomy places the organism in Eukaryota, Dinophyceae, Suessiales, Symbiodiniaceae. The record is from the annotation of a GenBank genome assembly.